Rhipicephalus sanguineus (brown dog tick) is the source of this 3418-nucleotide messenger RNA. RefSeq lists its product as uncharacterized. Lineage: Eukaryota; Metazoa; Arthropoda; Arachnida; Ixodida; Ixodidae. The transcript has 6 exons. Bases 1 to 2013 code for a protein of 670 amino acids. The record is from RefSeq and is a predicted model, not a curated record.
AUGGGAGACGCCAGAAACAGCGUCGUGAGCAUCCGGGCCACGCGGCCCAACAACCGGCCGCUGCGCGGCCGCUCGGGUUCCGAAUAUGACAGGAACCUGAGGGUGAACACGGCUUGCAAUGUGAGCGCUGGAAUGUGCGUGGCCCCCAUCAUACUGGCCGUCGUCGUGUUGAUCGCCAUCGAGUACCAGAGGUACGCGCUGGAAAAGGCUCGUCAACAACGAGCCCGGGCAAAAUUGGAGUCGGCUAAGUCAGCGAACGGCAGCGCUGGCAACCCCACCCAUGAAUCGGGCAAAGCGAGCACUCAGGGCUGGAUUCCACCCGUCCAUGACGACCUGGUGUUCCCGCCGGAGGCCGUGCUUGCCGGCGUCCUGUUCAACCGGCGCCGCUUCUUCUUCGGCCGCUCGCUGGACUCCCACCAGGGCCCGUGCGUGGUUGCUGCCCCACAGCGACGCUGCCUCAUGGUAUGGCAAGGGAUGCCACCUCGGUUCGAGGACGACUUCGAGUACCUGGCUCACUCGGCGGGCGUGACGUUCUCGUGGACUGCGCUCCAGUCCGGCCAUCCGUGGCCGUCGAACGCGGUACGCCUGACUGCGUACACCACGUCUUCGGACCCGGGUCGCACGCAUCGGACGGAGGAGUUCUACUACGGCCGCAGCCCCGGCUUCGGCCGCAGUUCGCUACUCGCAGGCGUCGUGCGCUUAUCCGAGUCGUCCAAGCUGAUCGUCAUCGACAACCAGCGAGUUCGCCUGUUCCCGCAAUACGAGCUACUGGUGCGCAACACGCCUGGGUACCCGGUCGAGCGUUGGCACCAGUGUCAGGAUCGUUGUAGCUCGACCGAGGGCGCUGUGUUCGGUGGACUGGAGGGCGGCUCUCCCACCCUGGUAGGGAGGGCAUUCUUCGACGGCCGCUUCUCGCCCUGCAAGGUUGUCGCCGUGGGCUGCGUGCUGCCUGGAGGACAGAACUUGCGUGACCUGUGGCUGAAUGCUGACAUCGUCGAAGGACCGGGUGGCAGGCCCGACGUGGAUGCCCAGCACUUCCUGCAGCUGUGCACCAGCCGCUUCCCGCAGGCCACCCUAUCGCUGGGCUGGACCACGCGUCCCAUGUCUUCUUACAGCUGGGCUCACGUCGAAGCCAUGGCUCGGCUCCUGGUCUGCGGUCCGUACCGCGUUCCCCGGGUCACCUUUCCCGUGCGAGCCUCCAUGCUGGCCGCGUCAACGCCGCAGUUACUGUGGCUGCUGGACGUCAUCCCUGGCUCGACUCUGACCGUCUGGUCUUCGCCGCGGGACCCGUGGAGCACGAAAGCGCUAAUGAAGCUACGGAACCUUCUUCCAUUGACGGCCGUAUACUACGACCUGCCGUCCGACCAGAAGCAGGACUUCGAUCGCGCUAAGGCCCUCGUGUCUUCACCAACGCCGCACGUUCAACACGUCGACGACGGUCCGCUUCCGGAAUGGUCACUGGGCAUCGGAUACUCUUGUCAGCACAGGGCGCUAGCUGGCAAACGCGCGGUCGUGUUAGCCGGACCUGGAGCCAGGCUCCUGAUGCCGAACAAGUGGGACCUCGUGGAAGCCAAGGUCGAUCUGAGCCGUGUCGGAAGUUUGGUUCUGGGCUGGGGACAAGACGCGGACAAGGUGCAGAUCAAUGGAGGCUGCUUCUACAUUACGCUGACUAACGGCCCCAACGUGACGGCGCAGGUGUGGGCCUCUCCUUGUCUGCCGACUACCUCCUCUUUCGACGAAGAAGACCACGACAAGAAAGGUGACACCUUGCGCUCUGGAAAGCCCCUGGUGACUCGCCAGUGGCCGUCGUCGCCAUCACCGUCGACACAGACAUCAUCACCGACGCCCAUGGUGUCUGCACCUUCAAAUUCGCUCCUGUUCGAGUCUCCGGGCGCCGCUGUGGUGUACGACGUCCGCAUCUCGUCCUCGUCGGCCGUUUCGCGUACGACAUCGUUGACUGCGUUACUGCUCUUGUGCCUCGCGAUCUCCUUGGCUGCCUUCCUGCACUGCUGAUGACGUGACGCUUGAACAUGAAUGUGGACGGGACACCAGUGCAAAUUCACGUUUAGUAUUUCCUUUACAGGCCUGAUAAUUGAAGGGAUAUCGGCUCUGCGAACGUACGCUGUUGUUGUUGAGAAACAAUCUGACGCCAAUGAUCUACGCAUUAAAUUCUUUUGUUUUACACGGCUUGACGGCUGGCCGUCUAGUCGUUUAGCGUUGCUGGCGACAGCUCUGGAGACCACCGUGGUGUUGUUGAUUGUCGCACGCCUCGUAGAGAGCUCAAGGCACUUGUUUAAAACGUGCGAGUAGCGGGCUUUAGGCAACACAGGGGACAUAUAGCGAUUAAAGCAUCGCGAGAAAGCAUUUGAACACGAGAAUGUUAGCUAAAUAUAUAGAUAGGCGCUGCCUUACGGGUUACGAUAGCUAUAGUUGGGCGAGUCGGUACAUCUCCAUCUUUACACACAGCAUGCAUGAAAAAAAACAUAGACAAUAUAAGGACAAACGACGAAACACGAGCGCUGUAUGUUAUUUGCUGCGUGCUGUGUGUAAAUGUGUCUAACUGGUUGCUUCAUGCUUAGCUGCUUUGGCCGUCAGGAGCCCGGUAUAAACAAGACACACGGCAAGCGAACGAAGUUGAGUAGCUUGUCCCCAAAAACUUAAUGUCUAUGAACUUAGACGUUUCCACUGGGAUCUCCGUUGUAAAACGUUAUCGUGCAUGGUAAGAGCUACUGAUAAGCGUUCUCACAUCGUGCCAGGCACGAUACAGCUAAUUAAAAUUCAGCAUGAGUCCAUUUCGGUCGCGUAACGUGCCAGCUUGUUAAUUAAGACGUAUCCAAACACUAUUUUGCAGUGAUAACUUUGUCUACACGCCUCGGCAAGCGAUGAUAGUGGUUCACGAGCAGCCGGUUUUCUUGAGGCCCAGCUCUAUCUUAGUAUUAGCGUCUUAAAUUGGGCUGGUUGGUACAUUCUGAUUUCGAACGAAGAAACAUCGCUAGAACAAGACAAUGACGAGAGGACAAAAACAUGGUGCCGUGCUUGUGUCUUCUCGUCAUCGUCUUCUUCCAGCGCUGUUUCUUAGACCAAAGUCUCUAUCUAACUAUCUUAGAAGUGGUCUUGCUGACUGAAAGGUAGGGUCUUGUGAAUGCUUCUGUGUAAAUACGGAAAUCGCAACGAAUAUGACACGGUGUGCGACCAAAGGCUAAAAACCACUGCCUUCAUUAGUUAAUCGCGUUUACAAGCGAACCUUUGUUUUGUUUAGAGCUCAUGUGCCGAAACCGAACCCUCUAACAAUAUACUUAACUUUUAUCGUUAUAGUUCAAGGCCCAUGGUGUGGUAUGACAAUAAUUAAAAAAAAAGAUGUAACGGUGUAGCACAGAGGAAUUUCUGUUCUGAAGUGUGUAAUAAAGUGUUUUUGGCC